UAGAUAACAUUUAACAAAGUAAACAUUUCAUUAAAUCUCGUGUACAUAAACCUCCGUAUUGAUAUGGAUUUAUGUUUUAGAUAGGUAAAGACGGUACACGGAAUAAAUUACUUAGUACCCUCGGAAUAUAUUCGAAAAUAACAUCAGCCAGGACGUGAUGUCAGACGACGAUGGGACAAAUAUUUCGUCUGCAAACAUACUGGAACAAAAUUGUCGUGAAGACUGGCCAAAAUGGUCAUGCAUAUUUGCUAAUGUUUGUGGGUUGUGUAGUACAGCUUUGUGGUUCAUUGUGCUCCUCCCGCAAGUAUGGAAGAACUUCCGGAGAAAGUCGGUGAAGGGACUGAGCGUUUUGUGGGCAACGGCUAAUUUUACGGCGUCUUUGAUAAAUUUGUUUUUCGUAUUUAUUUACACUUCUAUACCGAUGUACGGACAAAUAAGCUCUGUUUACUGUCCCGUUCUAGAAUUUGCUUUGUUAGUUCAGUUUUGGAUGUACGGACGCAACCGGAAACUGGAGAAAAUUGUUUAUGCAACGGCGUGCUUCAUUCUGUGGGGAAUCAUAAUCGGAGUCGAACUACUUUUUACAUUAGAAAAUUUUCUAGAAUAUGCUGCCAUUUUUCUGUGGUGCAUCGAAACAUUUCCACAAAUAAUGUUGAACAUGCGCCUUCAGUCGACGAGUGGACAGUCAACAGGUUCCGUGCUUAUUGCAAUGAUUGGUAAGACGACAGAUUUUAUAUCAAACAACAGCCUUGUAUUGCCUAUCCAGUACGUCAUUAUGGUCUACUUCUCCAGCAGCGUGGCAUACAUUAACGGUCUGCAGGUCGCGUGGUACUAUGGUAACGACGAUGAUUUCCGGCAAAAUGAAGGUCAAGGACAUUGCCAGCAAACGAAUACCAGUACUUUCAGUCGCGGUAAACAAUCAGUAGAAACAGUCGAAGGGGGAUAUAAUUCUUGGAAUAAAAGUUAUGAAUCUGUUGACACUGAUGCAGACAAUAUUAAUUCACGGUCAAAGCUUUCUUCUAUAGAACCGUCGAAAAAACAACCAACUCUAGUGCUUGUUAUCCGAUCGAUAUGUUUGGUUACACUCAGUGUCCUCCUUAUAGGGUGUGUCGCUGGCUUCGUGUGGAAUGUCGCCUCCUAUUACGGACUGUUUGCCCCAGUUGCUAUUAUCUUGAUAAUAGGAAGUGGGAAGAUAUAUUUUAUGUUCUGUACGACAUCAACAUACUCUCUCCAUGUAAUGUCAUGACGCUAAACAUUAUACUUUAACAUGCAUUAAUUAAACAAUAAUCAGUCCUUAAAGGGAAAUACAGGCAAACAUUUUAUUUUAUCUCUCUAAAUUUAAUCUGAUAUUCUAUUAAUAUCUUCGAUAUGAAUACACUAAGCAGUUCUAGAUGCAAAAAUUUUCUCCUUGAGAUAAAACUGGAUGUUUCCUACGUGGGCCGGAUAAGAAUACAUUUGUAUUUAGAUUUAUCGCUAAAUAUCGCAGUAAACGAUGGUUUGAUUUAACAAACUGACAUUAUAUUACAUUUCAAAAUAGAAUUAUAUAUCUUUAUACAGAGAAAUAUGCUGGAAAUAAUAAAACUCUCAUUGUAAGCGCGAUUUGAGUAAAUAAUAUAUGAAUACCAUGCCUUUUUUAACCUUUCUCCUCAUAUAGACGUGUUUUGACGGCUUUUUGACCCUCCUCCCACUUUUUUGAGGCCUCAACCAUUGAAAAAAAUGUCCUAUUUAGGCCCAAAAAAAUGUUUUUCGUUUGAGAAAUGUUGUUAAAAAAGUGACCACUUUUUCGGCGACGUCCCCCAUCCAGCUGUUACAUGAGGGGGUUGCCAGAAGAGGGAU
Messenger RNA from Ruditapes philippinarum (Manila clam), 1833 nucleotides. RefSeq lists its product as uncharacterized. The transcript is spliced from 2 exons. The record is from RefSeq and is a predicted model, not a curated record. Lineage: Eukaryota; Metazoa; Mollusca; Bivalvia; Venerida; Veneridae. The coding region runs from base 158 to 1243 and encodes 361 amino acids.